GGGUCACCGUAGGGAUCGAAGCUCCCCCUCUCCCGGGUCACUGGUCCGGUCCUGUUUCCGGCGUGUCCUUGAGGCGACUGUCCCAGCCAUGUUCUCCCGCUGCCUGAGUCGAACCCUGCGCUGCCCGGUGUCCGCCCUCCGGAGGGGUUCCAGCGGCGCGCAGAUCCGACUUUACACACGGGCCGCUGGGAGCCGGAUCACGUCUGUUGGCACCCAGAAGAACUUUCUACCCUCCAGUACAGAUGCCAUCAGGUUCUAUCGAACGUCAGCCGUUUGCAGGCAGGACGUGGUAACCGUCAACACACCAGCAUUUGCUGAAUCCGUCACAGAGGGAGACGUCAGGUGGGAGAAAGCUGUCGGGGAUUCCGUAUCUGAGGAUGAAGUUGUGUGCGAGAUUGAGACUGACAAGACAUCGGUGCAAGUACCCGCUCCUACAGCUGGAGUUAUCGAGGCUCUUCUGGUCCCUGAUGGCGGAAAGGUGGAGGGUGGGACUCCUCUCUUUGUCCUUAGGAAGUCCGGAGCUGCUCCUAAAAGCAAACCAGCCGAGGCUGCAGCUCCUCCUCCAUCUGCAGCUCCUCCUACAGCCAGCCCUCAGCCUCCUUCAGCCCCGCCUCCUGCUGCUGGUCCAAUUCCCACAUCUCUUCCACAUGUGCCACCCGUCUCUUCCCAACCACUGGAAACAAAGCCUGUAUCUGCUGUGAAGCCAACAUCUGCCGCUCCUGUGUCUGAGGUCGCCCCAGCUGGCAGCACACGGACAGAACACAGGGUGAAAAUGAACCGGAUGCGCCAAAGAAUCGCUCAGAGGCUGAAGGAAGCUCAGAACACGUGUGCUAUGCUGACCACCUUCAAUGAGGUGGAUAUGAGUACCAUCCAGCAGAUGAGGACGCUGCACAAAGAUGCUUUCUUGAAGAAACACAAUCUAAAGCUCGGCUUUAUGUCCGCUUUUGUUAAAGCUGCAGCCUUCGCUCUCCGUGACCAGCCGGCCGUCAAUGCUGUUAUUGAUGAUACGACGAAGGAGAUUGUGUACAGAGACUAUAUAGACAUCAGUGUGGCCGUAUCUACACCCCGGGGUCUGGUGGUUCCCGUGUUACGUAGUGUGGAAUCUAUGAACUUUGCUGACAUCGAACGGACCAUUGCAGAGCUUGGAGAGAAGGCUCGCAAGAAUGAGUUGGCAAUUGAAGACAUGGAUGGUGGCACCUUCACGAUCAGUAAUGGAGGGGUGUUCGGGUCCAUGUUUGGCACACCUAUCAUCAAUCCUCCACAGUCUGCCAUCCUGGGAAUGCACGGCAUAUUUGACCGGCCUGUGGCCAUAUCUGGAAAGGUGGAGGUGCGCCCAAUGAUGUAUGUUGCUCUAACGUAUGACCACCGACUAAUAGACGGCAGAGAAGCCGUCCUUUUCCUGCGUAAGAUCAAGGCGGCAGUGGAAGAUCCUCGCAUUCUUCUUCUGGAUCUCUGAGGGAUUUUCUGCACGCUUCUCAAGGAUCCAUUUAUUCCCCACCCCCCCUUCCCCCCCAGUUUUAUGUUGGGGCCACCGUCCCCCCCCUACCCAACCCCCACUGAGCAAUUAGGCGCCAAUUCAGAGACUUGGUGUGCGCUUUUUACAGACUCCUCUUCCAGUGGGUUGGGUCAUCAUCUCUUCCACCUAUCAAUAUGGCACCUUGCGGCAUAUACAGAGUUAACUACAAUAUUUAAGGACUUGAUUUUAAAUGUUUAAAAAUAAACGCCAUUUAUGAAAACA
Messenger RNA from Rana temporaria (common frog), 1738 nucleotides. It is a transcript of the gene DLST, whose product is annotated as dihydrolipoamide S-succinyltransferase. Bases 89 to 1456 code for a protein of 455 amino acids. Gene Ontology annotation, molecular function: dihydrolipoyllysine-residue succinyltransferase activity. Gene Ontology annotation, biological process: tricarboxylic acid cycle. The record is from RefSeq and is a predicted model, not a curated record. Lineage: Eukaryota; Metazoa; Chordata; Amphibia; Anura; Ranidae. The transcript has 15 exons. Gene Ontology annotation, cellular component: oxoglutarate dehydrogenase complex.